AUGCAAGUGAUGGAUCUCUUUGAAUUAAAUAAUCAUUUCUACAAUGAUGAUCCAGAUGUUCCUUUCUGGGAGACUUGCAAUAAUAAAGAGAACUCAUCAAAGUUUUGGAUGAAGAAAAAGGAAUAAGUGGCAAUCCCCUAAUUGAGGGGCCAUUAAAACACAGAGAUGACCCAACUUUCAACAGACAAUUGGAUAUUCAAACGUUAUAUCUAAGAAGAAUACACAACUAUUAUAAAAGUGGAGGUGAAUUCUCAGACUAUAGAUUACUUGUGUCUAAAGUAGGCUAUCAUUUCUUCAGAUUAGACCAAAAAAAGAAGUGCAAUUUAGAGUGGUAGGAUAUCAUUUAAGCUCUAUGCAAUCGUCGCAGAGAAGAGAGCAGUGAUGAAUUGA
This is a messenger RNA of Paramecium tetraurelia, 390 nucleotides long. RefSeq lists its product as uncharacterized. Lineage: Eukaryota; Ciliophora; Oligohymenophorea; Peniculida; Parameciidae. The transcript is spliced from 2 exons. The record is from RefSeq and is a predicted model, not a curated record.